GAAUCAGGAGCGUUUAGAGCAGGAGGGCAAAAAGUGCGCAGAGGUUUUCCCUGCGCGCGUAACCGAAUCUGUGCGUAAAUCGGGUUAUUCUAAAAAAACAGCUGUUUCCCUCUUAAUGGAGCAAUGGAGAUCCACGAUCUGCCCUCAUUCAGUCCACCGUGAUUGAUCGAUCGCUUCCAGGAGGACUUCAUGUGCUUAAACAAGACUUCCCAUCUCUCCAUAUCCCAUAAGGAAUGCUGGGUUUGAUUCGGGCCCGGCUCACCUAGACUCCCCUGUAACAGCAAGAGAUGAGGAGCCGAGGGGGUUUAAGAAAGUCAGCCGGGCUGUCAGCGGUGCGCUCCUGCCUGCUGCUGCUCUUCAUCCAUAUGGGCUCUCCGGUGGAAGCGCGCAGGGUGCGCGGCGGCCGUGCGCAGCCCAGGCGGGUGCAGCUGCAGCAAGCGGAGCAGCAGCAGCGGGCGGAGGGUCCGGAGAGCUUCCCAUUAGACUUCACAGCCGUGGAGAGCAACAUGGACAACUUUAUGGUGCAGGUUAAGAAUCUGGCGCAGUCCCUGUAUCCGUGCUCUGCGCAGAAGCUCGAGCAAAACAUGAAGCUGCACCUCCUGAAUAAUGCGUCUGUGACCUGUAACGACGGGUCACCUGCGGGGUUCUACAUCAAGGAAUCCAAAGGCAGCAGGCGGUGGCUCCUGUUCCUGGAAGGUGGAUGGUACUGCUUCAACAAACAGACCUGCAACAGCAGAUAUGAGACCAUGAGGAGUCUGAUGAGCUCCACCCAGUGGCCUCAGAGCAGAAGAGGAACAGGUAUUUUGUCUCCAGAGCCAGAGGAAAACCCUCACUGGUGGAAUGCCAACAUGGUUUUUAUUCCUUACUGCUCCAGCGAUGUGUGGAGUGGAGCCACGCCAAAGACAGAGCAAAGUGAUUACGCCUUCAUGGGCUCUCUGAUCAUCAAAGAAGUGGUGAAGGACCUGCUGACUAAAGGUCUGGACAAAGCCAAGGUUCUGCUCCUGGCAGGCAGCAGCGCUGGUGGUACAGGCGUUCUGCUGAAUGUGGACCACGUGGCAGAGCAGCUGCAGUUGGGUGGCCACAGGGGAGUGCAGGUUAGGGGCCUGGCCGACUCUGGAUGGUUUUUGGACAACAAACAGUACAAAUUCACUGACUGCUUGGACACCAUCAGCUGUGCCCCCACUGAGGCCAUUAAGAGAGGCAUCAGGUACUGGGGUGGACUGGUACCAGAGAGCUGCAGACAGGCUCACGUGGGUGAGGAAUGGAACUGUUUCUUUGGAUAUAAAGUGUACCCAACAUUGAAAAGUCCAGUGUUUGUGGUGCAGUGGCUGUUUGACGAGGCACAGCUGACCGCUGAUAAUGUCCACCUGACCGGACAGCCUGUUCACGAGGGCCAGUGGAGGUACAUACAGAACCUUGGUCAGGAGCUGAGGAGCACACUCCAGGACAUACCAGCCAUGUUUGCUCCAGCUUGUCUGUCACACGAACUCAUAACCAGAACGUACUGGAUGGACGUCCAGGUGAAAGGCACCUCUUUGCCCAGAGCACUCCACUGCUGGGACCGCAGCCUGCAGAGCAACCUGCACCUCAACAGCAGCCACAGCCUUAAAAAACCCAGGACCCCUCCGCUGAGGGGAUGCCCCCUGCAUCUGAUCGACAGCUGCCCAUGGCCGCACUGCAACCCGUCCUGUCCGACCAUCAGAGAUCAGCUGACCGGACAGGAGAUGAGCGUGGUCCAGUUCCUGAAGCACAUGGGCUUUGACGUGCAGAAGAUGGCUGAGCAGCAGGGAAUGGACCCCAAAAGGCUGCUGGACAUGCUAAGUAAUGGGAGCUGAGCUGCUUCUGUUUACCGACAUGAGUCCUGUUGUAGUUUCCAGUCUUUAAAAGCAAAUGGACGACAUGAAGAGGAAAACCCUUUUAACCCUGAUGGUUCAGUAACUUAACCAUGUGAACAUUAAAUGCCUCAUAUAUUUGAAAGACUGAAUUAUAUACAACCAAACCAGAAAGUUAAAGCUGGUUAAAAGCUUUAUAUGGGAUCAACAUACGGUAGAUAUAUUAUAAGUGAGGAGGUGGCUACAGACAGUAUAACACAGGAGCAUCUCAGUAUGAUGGAAUGUAAAGUUAAUUUAUUUCAAUAAGUCAAAACUGAAAGAUUUUUCUUUUCUUUCUUAAGUUUGAUUAUUACAGUUAGUAGAUAAUAAAAAAAAAACUAAAGAUCAGUAUCUUCUAGAAUGUGAAAAAUACAUAACGUUUUUUUUUGCAUGAGCUGCUGUAUCAGUGGAGGUUUGAAUGGAGGAUAUCAGCCUAUGGUUUUGCUAAGGUGUAAUGGCCAAAUGAGUUUACUGGUACAUCGGACAUGGUGGCACCAUGGUCACUGAUCAAGCUUCUGGAAGAUUCAGCAGGUACCAAGUUCUGCUGAAAAAUGUCUGUAAAGUUUGCCAGCUGCAGUAAGAGUUCUAAAACAGGGAAGACACCUGAUUAGAGAUUAUGUGUCUCUAGUCUUCCUCCAGAGUCAAACCUUGAUUUUCUAAUUAAAUGCACAACAAACUUUCACCCCAAAGGGCUUCAGACCACUGAGAAACGGCUCAGUUAUUUUCUUCUUAUCCCUGAUAAGACACUUCUAAUACUAUAACCCAUCCCCAGGUUAAUUCUGGGUUGGGUAUAUAACUCUUGAACAGGCUUAGCUUCAUCAGAAAUACAAAGCUGCAGUUUGGUCUUCCAGUAAACUUUUCAUGAAAUCUGAAUGGAGCACUCCAGCACAUUUUUCUAGUAAUUUUGUGGCUCCUUGUGAAGUUAAGAAGUUCCGUCAUUGGUUCACCAGAAUGAUUCAAAUAGUCUAUAUUUAUGCCUCAAUAAGCAAAACGAAAACAAAUCUAUGCUUGGAAUACAGCCCUUUGUAUGAUAACUCCAUAUAGGCAAAUUUCACUUUUUUUUAUGAUAUUAAUUUUUUACAAUUGAGUGGAUGGAUAAAAGUCUCAUCUAUGGUGCUGAAUUAUCUAUUCACCACAUAUGCUGCUUUUUAAACCAAUUAUAUGGGUGUUUACUAAAAAA
This is a messenger RNA of Cyprinodon variegatus (sheepshead minnow), 3051 nucleotides long. RefSeq names its product palmitoleoyl-protein carboxylesterase notum1a-like (gene notum1b). Bases 288 to 1835 code for a protein of 515 amino acids. The transcript has 11 exons. The record is from RefSeq and is a predicted model, not a curated record. NCBI's taxonomy places the organism in Eukaryota, Metazoa, Chordata, Actinopteri, Cyprinodontiformes, Cyprinodontidae. Gene Ontology annotation, molecular function: hydrolase activity.